AUGGAUCAGAGUAUUAUUCAAGACAUAGAAGAUUCACCUACCGAAUCUUCGUCAUCGCCAGAGUACGAAGAUGCGCUCGGAACAGCUGAAUCGUCAGACCACACGGAAUAUCAAGAUGCAGUAUCGGUUCAUAAUUCAAACUCGCCAGACAGAAGCAAUGAUAGCGACGCUACUGAUGUAGUUGAAACGGAACCAAGCUCCGGGAAAGACAAUAACGUUUCUGAAGGAACAUCUUGUUCGAAGGGAGAUAGAAGUGAUGGUCUGUCAGAUGUUGCCACACCGGAGCCAGGAUCAUCGGAAAGAGGCUCGACAAGUGUGGGGAGCAUCGAUAACAAAACAGGACUUGAUAAAGAGAUUCAACCUGAAGACAAGACUAAAACUCAGAGCAUUUCUACAUCGGUCAAGAAGCCAUACGACAGAGAUUCGACAAAUCCUGAAGAACCAUCAUCCAAAAAGGUACGAUCUGAAGGUCCAAGCGAGCAUAGCCAAGAACACUCUUCUAACAAUACAUCAGACAGCCAUAUCGAUUCGUCACCACAAAAACAACCGGUAUCGGGUUGA
Caenorhabditis briggsae is the source of this 561-nucleotide messenger RNA. NCBI's taxonomy places the organism in Eukaryota, Metazoa, Nematoda, Chromadorea, Rhabditida, Rhabditidae. The record is from RefSeq and is a predicted model, not a curated record. The transcript is spliced from 3 exons. Bases 1 to 561 code for a protein of 186 amino acids.